CUCCACCACGGCAGCAUUUCGCCCACCGGUCUCUUUACGCAUCUAUCUCCCUCUCGCUCCCUACCCCCUUUUAUCGUUCCCUACCUACCCCACGACCUCUUCGCACGACCUCUCUCUCGUUGUACCCCUCCUCCCCCACCUGUACGCCCUUUCGCGAACGGGUGCAUAUACGACACCACGGGUGCAUAACACCCUCUGCGUCCCUCCGCUCGCUCUCGCUGCCUAUGGGUGAAGGUGUCGCGGCGCGAUGCGUUAUAGUGUAAGUGCGGCGUGAUGAAUGAACGGUAUUUUAGAGGGACGGAAGUGGCGCACGGAAGUGGUCCUACCUAGAGCCCUUUCGCAACGAUCGUACGUCACCCACCGCACUGGCGACACACAGGAAUCAGAGGAUCCCAUCCCUGCUAGCGAAGAUGCAGUUGCCCACGUGGAAGUACGGACCAGCUGUGCUCGAAGGAUUUAGUGACGCACCGCUUCUCUCUCUGUGAUUGCGCGAAUCUUGUCGCUCGGUCCUUUAUUCAUAACCGCGAUAAGAGCGAAAAGGUGCUCCACCACUGCUCCACGUGAAGACAGAUUUGUGAAAUGUUCUCUCUAACGAACCGAUGUUCGAUGGCGUGACGAUGAUAAAGCGCGUCGAGCGAUUUUGAAAAUUAGAUGUGAGAACGCGACUGAGAGAACCCGUAUAAAUUAAAUUGAAGAAUGUAGAAUCGUUAAAUCGUCAUUUAUCCGUCAUGAGUGUUUUCUGUGUUUCGUUGUGUGUGUGCGGAUAAACGCGCGAAUUCUCCAAGCGCAGAAAAAACAAAAACAAUGAAUCGUCAAAAAAGCGAACACGUGACUUCAGCAUGGUCGAUAUCUCGUGAAUAUUUCGUGGGAAAUGCUGCUCGAAAGCACGUCGCCCUCAGCCGACUGUUGCAGCUUUGAAGGAGCAGUUGACGUGAAAUGUAUCGGAAACGAUGGACUGUGAAAGCGUUGGGAAUGGAUUUACAAUAUAGCGGCAAUGGGACCGGUUGGUGCAAACCUUUCAAAAUGAUCUGCGUUUUCAUCCUCUUCAUGCUGUUACACGUUUUUCCAGAGAGCAUCGCGUACGAAUCGCAUGUUUUUUUGGCGGAUACCUUUCAAGAACGCACAACAGAGGAAAUUGAUCCAUACUUUGACACCACAAUGCCGUCCAACAUCACUAGUUUGGCUGGAGAAACUGUUCAACUGGCGUGCAGAGUGAAGAACAUCGGAAAUAGGACGGUUUCGUGGGUGAGACAUCGUGACAUUCACUUGCUGACAGUCGGCACUUACACUUACACGAGCGAUCAACGUUUCGAAGCGAAACACAUAUUCCAUACAGAAGAAUGGAUUCUCAAAAUACGAUAUCCGCAGCGAAAGGAUUCUGGUAUCUACGAGUGCCAAAUAUCCACGACUCCACCCAUCGGUCAUCCUGUUCGUCUGACUAUAGUUGAACCUGUGACGGAAAUAGCCGGCGGUCCUGAACUGUUCAUCAACAAGGACAGCACGAUAAACUUAACAUGCUACGUGAGACACGCGCCUGAACCACCGUCGACGAUAAUUUGGAGUCAUAACCAUCAGGCGAUUAACUUCGACUCACCGAGGGGUGGUAUCAGCCUGGUAACGGAAAAGGGACCCGUAACUUCGAGCCGUUUACUCAUUCAGAAGGCGAUCGGCAGAGACUCCGGCCUUUACACGUGUUCACCCAAUAACACUCAUCCUAACAGCGUACGGGUCCACAUAGUCAAUGAACACCCAGCGGCAAUGCAUCACGGUAGAGGCGACAGAAUGGCCGCGACGCUACUUCCGGUCGUCCUACUUCUUCGGAUAAUAUUCUAGCCGACGUUAUGCACUCUGGGCUCCAGGUUGAAUGCGCGUGAACUUAAGCACGGUCGCCUAACUGCCACGAAACCAUCGAGCGGAGAUUCAGUUUCGCGGUUUUGUCUCCGAAGACUCGCUGCGACGCGCAUUCGACACGUUUGCCUCGCGAAAGUAACGGAAUCUCGUCGUAGAUUUGCGUCGCGACAUCGCGUGUCUGCCAUUACGUCGUCAGACUGAUUGGAAUACAUCCGCGUUACGGAAAAUCCAUUUGUCACAUAGUCGCCUGGAAAACAUGAGUUAAAAUAAAUAUUAGACUAGAUAUAUCUGAGGAAAUGAUGAAUUGCGAGUAACACAACUAUGAAAUAUAUAUUUAGUUCUGCGUGGUUAAAAAAAAAGAACAAUAUAGCUUGGUAAUGGCCAAAAAAUUUGAUAUAAAUUAAAAAUAUUUUUUAUUAGGAAAUAUUACCUAUAUUACGCAACGAUGUUUCUUAAUUACUAAUUCCACUGCCAUAAUGGACAAACAAGAGAAUUUGUCCAUAAUAAUAACUUUCAACAUGAUUAGUCGAACAAAUAAAUAAAAGUAUCGUGUAAAUAAAUUCGAAUUUAUUUACACAAUACUUUCAAGGCCAUUGUCAUUUUGUGAAAAAAGUAUCUGAGUUCUUGCUCUACUACCGAAACAAGUACGAACUCUUUUUCUGUUCCGGCAGAGUCGCGUGUUCUCAUUUCUGCCGUCUAGAAUCUUUCCUCACUUUCCGAAAUAAAAAUUAUCUGCAAAAAAAAGAAUAUUUUGUAAAUGUCUCUCACGUACCAAUAUAAUAUGUAUGAUCUAAAAUCGAUCUCUGAAUUUCGAUAUUUAUACAUUCCUAAAUUUCUACGAGUAUUACAAAAGAAGAAACAGCAAUAUAAAAAUACAUUGUAAGAACCGAAAGAAUCGCUUUGAAUAUUGCCUGAAAUUAAAUUUACAAAAUUUUUUUGAAUAAUGUAUAAAGAACUUCAAAAAACGAGAAAAAUUAAUUGAUUCGCAGAAUUGAAUAAAUGCAAUACGACGUAAAAUGCGUAUUGGUAAAAUACAAAAUUUUUUUUAAAUCAAAUGGUAGAAACACGCACUAAUAUAUUGGGAUCUCAUUUUUUAGCAAAUUGUCAUCGUUUUCACCAGAAAAUCUUGAGCACAGUGUUCAUUAUUACAGUCAUUCAAUUAUCGAUUGUGCUUGGUAGACCGCAAUAUUCGUUUUAUUCGCUGCAAUUACCAAUAUUUUGACUGCGACUAGUUUUGAGUAUAUAUUCCAAUAUAAUCCCAUUAUUGAAUUAUCGGUUAUUACAGGAAACAAGUUGGAGGUUUUAAAAAAAGAAUUUUGUUAAUUGUAAAUAUCUGAGAGAAAAA
Molecule: messenger RNA, 3196 nt
Organism: Acromyrmex echinatior (Panamanian leafcutter ant)
Lineage: Eukaryota; Metazoa; Arthropoda; Insecta; Hymenoptera; Formicidae
Product: zwei Ig domain protein zig-8
Biological process (GO): synapse organization
Cellular component (GO): neuron projection membrane
Source: RefSeq, a predicted model, not a curated record